AUGCUGUUGAUGAUGAUGUCUUCGGAGUAUGUAAUGAAGCUGGGAGAGGGCCAUGCACACGUCGUUCCAGUAACAGUGUUUGUAGCAGUUCUGUGCUUAUGUUUAGUCAUCGGACAUUUUCUUCAAGAAAACCGUUGGGUUAACGAAUCAAUCACUGCCAUUCUCAUUGGAUGUUUAGCUGGGACAAUAAUCUUGUUCAUCAGCAAGGGUAAGAGCUCUCAUAUUCUCAGAUUUGAUGAAGAGGUGUUCUUCAUUUAUCUCCUUCCGCCCAUCAUCUUCAAUGCAGGGUUCCAGGUCAAGAAGAAACAAUUCUUCCAUAACUUCUUCACCAUCAUGCUGUUUGGAGUGGUUGGAGUGUUCAUUUCAACCACCAUAAUCUCAGCUGGUAGUAUGUGGCUGUUCCCCAAAUUUGGUUUCGUGGGGUUGACUACUCGUGACUACCUUGGUAUUGGGACAAUCUUUUCAUCGACAGAUACAGUCUGUACAUUGCAGGUCCUCCAUCAAGAUGAAACUCCUCUGUUGUACAGCCUAGUGUUUGGUGAAGGGGUGGUGAAUGAUGCAACAUCGGUUGUUCUGUUCAACACAAUCCAAAAGCUUGAUGUGAAUAGACUUCAUGGACGGCAAGCUGUUCGCAUACUUCUGGAUUUCUUGUAUCUGUUUUCCACAAGCACAGCACUUGGAGUAUCGGCUGGGCUUUUGACAGCAUAUGUACUUAAGGGUCUGUACUUUGGCAGACAUUGCACGGUUCGGGAAAUAGCUCUGAUGGUUUUGAUGGCUUACCUGUCUUACAUGUUGGCUGAGCUACUCAACCUUAGUGGGAUUUUGACAGUCUUCUUCUGUGGGAUUUUCAUGUCCCAUUAUGCAUGGCAUAACACCACAGAAAGUUCAAAAAUUACAACCAGGCAUGUAUUUGCUACAAUGUCAUUUAUUGCGGAGACGUUCAUAUUUUUGUAUGUGGGAAUGGAUGCACUUGACAUUGAGAAGUGGAAGCUGAGCAAAUUGAGGGUUUGGACCUUGCUCGUUAUAUGUACCAUUUUGAUCUUCCUGAUACUACUUGGCCGUGCUGCUUUUGUCUUUCCUUUGUCUUUCCUUUCGAAUUAUGCAAACAGAAAUGCUUCCCGUUCAUCCACAAUAACAUUCAAGCACCAAGUAAUAAUUUUGUGGGCUGGACUUAUGAGGGGAGCUGUAUCCAUAGCGUUGGCGUUCAAAGAGUUCACUCACUCAGGGGUUACAUGGGAUCCGGUCAACGCCACAGUGGUCACUACAACAGUCAUUGUCGUGCUCUUCAGCACAAUAGUAUUUGGCUUUUUAACAAAGCCACUUGUGAGUUGCUUGCUUCCGCCGCAUGAUGCUAAUAUUGGAGACCUAAGCCGUGAACCGACCAUCUCCAAGGAGGAUAUGAGACUUCCUUUGCUCUCUUUUGAAGAAUCUGCUGCAACAAAUGUUCUACGUGCAAAGGAUAGCUUGUCCAUGCUCCUAGAAAGGCCUGUACACACGAUUCAUCACUAUUGGAGGAGGUUUGAUGAUGCUUACAUGAGACCACUAUUUGGUGGCCCAAGAAACAACAACUCUUCAUGAAGCUGGAGGGAACGAGGAGUUAUUACAGCUGAACCCUUUUUAAACACAUCUCGUUUAGUUGAUUGAAGUUGGGCAUUUAAGUAGUAGUAGUAGUUUUUACGACGCUUGAGCAGAAAAAAAAGCCCAAUUCUGGGCUAUAGACUUAUAGGUACCGUGCACGUACAAACAUAACUUCUACUGUGACAGCGUCUUUCUUUCUGUUGCUUUUGCGGCGAAAAGGCCUAAAACACAAAAGAGACCAGACCACUGAA
Messenger RNA from Coffea eugenioides, 1829 nucleotides. Its product is annotated as sodium/hydrogen exchanger 4-like. NCBI's taxonomy places the organism in Eukaryota, Viridiplantae, Streptophyta, Magnoliopsida, Gentianales, Rubiaceae. The coding region runs from base 1 to 1578 and encodes 525 amino acids. The transcript has 14 exons. Gene Ontology annotation, biological process: regulation of pH; sodium ion transport; proton transmembrane transport. Gene Ontology annotation, cellular component: membrane. Gene Ontology annotation, molecular function: sodium:proton antiporter activity. The record is from RefSeq and is a predicted model, not a curated record.